This is a messenger RNA of Lytechinus variegatus (green sea urchin), 2527 nucleotides long. Its product is annotated as dual specificity protein phosphatase CDC14AB-like. The coding region runs from base 265 to 1908 and encodes 547 amino acids. NCBI's taxonomy places the organism in Eukaryota, Metazoa, Echinodermata, Echinoidea, Temnopleuroida, Toxopneustidae. Gene Ontology annotation, molecular function: protein tyrosine/serine/threonine phosphatase activity; protein serine/threonine phosphatase activity. Gene Ontology annotation, cellular component: centrosome; mitotic spindle; kinociliary basal body. The transcript has 17 exons. Gene Ontology annotation, biological process: protein dephosphorylation; regulation of exit from mitosis; microtubule cytoskeleton organization. The record is from RefSeq and is a predicted model, not a curated record.
AGCAUCAUAUGAAUGAAUUUGGUGCUGUGACUGGCCGAACGGGUUGAUUGCUCGCACUGCUGUGACUGGGAAGUGUGAUGUGUGUAAAAAUGAGUGUGUGAACUGUGCGGUGGGCCAGGUUAACUAAACAAAUUACAUUCAAGCAACAACAACAAAAUUGAAGCAGAUAAACUCUUGACUGAUUUCCCUUCUGGCCUGGGACUUGGAAAAAAAAGGGAAAAAGGAUUAACAAUAACAGUCCUCAGUCCUGAAACUGGUGUCAUAAUGGCAGAUGAUAAUGAAUUGAUGAGUGCAUCAGAAAUUAUCGAAGGUCGUCUCUACUUUGCAACAUUAAGGAACAAACCAAGGAGUACAACAAACACACACUAUUUCUGUAUUGAUGAUGAAUUGCAAUAUGAAAACUUCUAUGCCGAUUUUGGACCAUUGAACCUAGCUCUCCUGUACAGAUACUGUUGUAAGCUCAACAAGAAAUUAAAGUCCACAUCGCUCGGCCGCAAGAAGAUUGUUCACUAUACUUCAUUUGACAGUAAAAAGAGAACCAAUGCAGCCUGUCUAAUAGGAUGCUAUUCAGUAAUUUACUUGAGGAGAACCCCUGAGGAAGCUUACAGACCGCUGGUUGCUGGAACCAACCCUCCAUAUUUACCAUUCAGGGAUGCUUCAUUUGGUGCGUGCACAUAUAACCUGACGUUAUUAGACUGCUUGAAGGGCAUCGACAAGGCAGUCACGCAUGGAUUCCUCGACUUUGAGAACUUUGACGUGGAGGAGUACGAGCAUUAUGAGAGAGUAGAGAAUGGUGAUUUCAAUUGGAUUGUUCCAAACAAGUUCCUAGCUUUCAGUGGGCCUCAUCCAAAGAGCAAAAUAGAAAAUGGUUAUCCAUACCACGCACCUGAGGCAUACUUCCCUUACUUCCGUAAGCACAACAUUACAUCAAUAGUCCGAUUGAACAAAAAGAUCUACGAUGCCCGGCGGUUCACCGAUGCCGGUUUUGAUCAUUACGAUCUCUUCUUUAUCGACGGUAGCACACCCAGUGACUCAAUCCUUCAGAAGUUCCUUACAAUAUCUGAGAGUGCGGAAGGGUCCCUUGCUGUCCACUGCAAAGCUGGUCUUGGCAGGACAGGUACAUUGAUAGGAUGUUACAUCAUGAAGCAUUUCAGGUUCACUGCUGCUGAAGCCAUCGCAUGGAUGAGGAUAUGUCGGCCUGGCUCAGUCAUUGGGCCUCAACAACACUACAUGGAAGAGAAACAAGCAUCAAUGUGGGUUCAAGGAGACAUCUUUAGGAAGAAAGCUAGGGAAGGGCAGAUUGCAAAUAAGAACAGUGUUUCCAGGAUACUUAGUGCAGUAGACGAUAUAUCCAUUAAUGAUGAUAGAGGAAUAUCAUAUGGGCCCAGUGAGCAAUACAAGCUGCGGUCCUCGCUGAGUAGCUCGCAAGCCAUGACCCAGGGUGACAAGCUUCGGCAGCUAAAGGUCUCAAGGAAAGCAAGGUCCGCCACCACAGGAAGUCUCAAGUUGGAUGAAGGCAAAAUCCAUACAAGAUCAACAUCCUCACAGCCACUAAGUCCUCAGUUUCUGCGAACAUUUUUGAGGAGCAAAGCAAGUAGUAAAAAAAUAUCAUCAGCCACCUCGUCAUCAACAUCCCCCGUCAAAUCUUCCAAAGUUGUCUCUCCUACGCACACCUCCAGUACAAGACGGACAACCAGGCACUCUGUGGCCGCCAACUCGGGCCUCAAAAGCUCUUCAAGGAUAAACAAAGAGUAUAGCACAGGACACAACGCAGGAGACUACACCACUAGCACCACCUCCUCUUCACUGAAAUAUACCCGCUCUACACCAACAUUAAUACCUAGCGGAAAGUUGCAGUAUCUGGAUAGCCGCUUAGCUUAUCAACCCAGGAGAUACAUAUACAUGUAGGAAGCGACAGUGGAGUUGCAUUUCUUUCUUGCAAAUUGUGAAAAAAAAAUUUAAAAAGGGCUGUUUCCAUUCCAGUCAUGUGUCAUUGAUCAUUUUGUUUUUGACAUUUUUUUUUCAGUUAAUCGGCUGGUUUCGAUGAGAAUUUAGCAAUCUUAUUUACAAUUUAGUGAGAUUGAUCAAGCUCUAUAACACUCACUGGAUCUCUGUAGCAAGUAAAAAUGAAAUAAUUACUAGUAGAUAUCCUUGAUUCAGAGAAUUCAUUCACAGGGAUCUACAGAUAACUCAUAUCUGUCAAACAAAAAUGUCUUCAUUUAAAAGAAGAUAACAAAAGAAAAUGAAAGCAAUCUCAUAGGAGUUAUCAGCCAUUUAUCUCUUUUUUGUCAAAAACGUGCAGUAAUGAAAAUUAUAUUGUGAAAAAUAUGUGCAAUUAGUGCUUCCAUGUAAGUGUGAACUGCACCAGAAAAAAAAGUGCUGGCAGUGAAAAUAGCCCUCAGCCAGGUCAAAGGUCAAUGCACACGAGCUGCAAAAUUGAUAUUAUUUGCCAGAAUGUGACAUCUUUAAGAAUUGAUAUUUUCUUUCAAUUUCAUGCUCCAUUUACUUGUAUGUACUUGUAUUGUCU